CCAGCAGUGCUAAAGCUAAAGAGAACAGACUACAUAAGUAGUUUUAAGAAUUGACGCACUCGUGUUUGCAGAAACUGGCACAACUCUGAAUUUUGAAUAAACGUAAAAAGUCGUGAUUAUUAUAGAUCAAAAUGAGCAAGGCGCAUCCACCAGAGCUCAAGAAAUAUAUGGAUAAGAGAUUGUCUCUGAAACUAAAUGCAGGACGACACGUCACCGGCAUAUUGAGAGGUUUCGACCCGUUCAUGAACAUGGUUAUAGAUGAAACCAUAGAGGAAUGCAAGGAUGGCACCAAAAACAACAUCGGAAUGGUGGUAAUCCGUGGCAACAGUGUCAUAAUGUUAGAAGCUUUAGACCGAAUAUGAUUUGUGUUACUAGAACUUGAGUUACCUUUGACAUACAUACUUUUAAAUAAAUAAGCAAACUUU
Molecule: messenger RNA, 425 nt
Organism: Dinoponera quadriceps
Lineage: Eukaryota; Metazoa; Arthropoda; Insecta; Hymenoptera; Formicidae
Gene: SNRPG
Product: probable small nuclear ribonucleoprotein G
Exons: 4
Coding region: 132-362 (76 amino acids)
Biological process (GO): spliceosomal snRNP assembly; mRNA splicing, via spliceosome
Cellular component (GO): U2 snRNP; SMN-Sm protein complex; P granule
Molecular function (GO): RNA binding
Source: RefSeq, a predicted model, not a curated record